AGUCGCUCAUUUGCAAGAGAGAGGAAGGCAUGGCAUCCAUGUAUUUGUGGUGCAGCUGCAUAUUCUCUCACAUGUUUUACUUGUUAUGUCUGUCAUCUCUUCUUCUCUUCUUCUCAUGUGAAUGCAGCGAAGCUCCUCAUUCCAGCACAAGGGUGAGGUUUCUACCAGGAUUUCAAGGAGAGCUUCCCUUUAAAUUACACACUGGAUAUAUCACCAUAGAUGAGAGGAAUGAGAACAGACUCUUUUACUACUUGGUGGAGUCUCAGAGGAAUCCAAGAGAGGACCCCCUUAUGCUGUGGCUCCCAGGAGGCCCUGGUUUCUCAGGACUAGCAGCCAUGACAUAUCAUAUAGGUCCUAUUCGGUUUAAAGAUGCAAAGUUUCAAGAAUCUGACGAGGAGUAUGUACCGGAGCUAGUGAUAAAUCCAUAUUCAUGGACAAAGAUUUGUAGCAUAAUCUUUCUCGAUUUUCCAACUGGCACUGGAUUCUCCUAUUCACGAGCUUCUGAGGACUACCAGACAAGUGAGACAAAGAUCUUCAACGAUGUGCACAAGUUUUUGAUUCAGUGGUUUAUGGAGUAUCCAGAGUUUUUAUCAAACCCACUCUACUUGGGGGGAGUGUCGCAUUCUGGCCUCACGGUUCCUGCUGUGACUUAUGGAUUAGCAAGUGACAUGGAAGCAGGAAAGGAACCGCGUCUCAACUUGAAGGGUUACAUGGUUGGGAAUCCAUACACAAAUCAAGAUUUUGACAAUCAAAGAAUACCAUUUGCCCAUGGGAUGGGACUCAUAUCAGAUGAACUUUACCAGGCUGCUAAAGACAGCUGCGGAGGGAUGUAUGAGAAGCCAAGGAGUAGGGUAUGUGCUCAGAACAUCCAAGCUGCUCUCCAGUGUGUUUCUGGCAUUAACAAGCACCACAUUUUAGAGCCCAAUUGUGAGAACUUGGGAGCUGCAGAGGUGCUUUUUAAGGGCCGUGCAAGAUAUCUACAGGAGUACAAACAUUAUACUCAUUACCCUCCAUAUUGCAGGGAGAGCAGUUAUAAAUUUGUGGAUAUAUGGGCAAACAAGAAGCAAGUGAGGGAGGCUAUCCACGUCCAAAAGGAUACUGUUGGAGAAUGGCAAAUGAAUAGUAAAAAGUUCAACCUUACACAUGAUGUUUUUGACUCAAUUGGGUAUCAUUUAAGCCUCACUACCAAGGGAUAUAGAGCACUAAUUUACAGUGGUGAUCAUGAUUUUGUGGCAACUUUCCUUGGGACAGAAGCUUGGAUAAGAUACCUCAAUUUCUCCAUAGUCCAUGAAUGGCACUCUUGGAUGGUAGAUGGCCAAGUCGGAGGAUUCACAAGACAAUAUGCCAAUGAUCUGACGUAUGCCACAGUGAAGGGGGCAGGCCAUUCAGCGCCCGAGUAUAAGCCAAAAGAGUGUUUUGUCAUGUUUUACCGGUGGAUCUCUUCGCUUCCCCUAUGAUUACUUGAAAACAUAUGUAAUAAGUUCUUUACUGGAAAGCUAUGGGACUUUCAUGGUAAUGUCUAGGGUGAUUAAAUGUAUUUGGUAAUAUGUCGAAUGAAAUGUUAAUGCAUGCCCACCUCCAACUAAA
Magnolia sinica is the source of this 1587-nucleotide messenger RNA. RefSeq names its product serine carboxypeptidase-like 13. Bases 30 to 1457 code for a protein of 475 amino acids. The record is from RefSeq and is a predicted model, not a curated record. Gene Ontology annotation, biological process: secondary metabolic process; proteolysis. Gene Ontology annotation, molecular function: serine-type carboxypeptidase activity; acyltransferase activity, transferring groups other than amino-acyl groups. NCBI's taxonomy places the organism in Eukaryota, Viridiplantae, Streptophyta, Magnoliopsida, Magnoliales, Magnoliaceae. The transcript has 14 exons.